CAUUUCUGCUCUCCAACGAUUCUCUUUUCCUUUCCAAUUCCCUUUUCUCCAUAAUUCUUUUUGAUUAACCCAUAUUUCACGAUUUCGAGGAGAAUUCUGUAAAAGAAUUGCGACAUGAAGAGGCGCCUUUGGAUGAAUUGCUUCUCUUCAGGAUCAGAAACGGAUAUAAGCAGUCGAGAAGAAGGAAAUGAACAAAAUUUUCGCGUAUUCACCUACAACGAACUGAAAUCGGCCACCAGCGGCUUCCAUCCCACGAACAAGAUCGGAGAAGGCGGCUUCGGCACCGUCUACAAGGGCCAGCUCCGAGAUGGCUCGUUCGUGGCUGUAAAAGUGCUUUCAAUUGAGCUUGAAUCGAUGCGAGGCGAGAGAGAAUUCAUUGCUGAAAUCGCCACACUCUGCAACAUCAAACACAAAAAUCUUGUCACCUUCCGAGGAUGUUGUGUCGAAGGAGCUAAAAGAUAUAUAGUCUACGAUUACAUGGAAAACAACAGCCUUGCUCACACCUUACUUGGUGCAAAGCAAAACAGGAUGAGAUUUAGUUGGGAAGCAAGGCGGGAUAUUUCGAUCGGAGUGGCUCGGGCGCUGGCCUAUCUUCUUGAGGAGGUUGAACCCCACAUUAUCCACAGAGACAUUAAAGCCAGCAACAUACUUCUUGAUAGAAACUUUACUCCAAAAGUUUCGGAUUUUGGGCUGGCAAAGCUGCUUAUAGACAGCUCUUCCCAUGUUAGUACUCGUGUUGCCGGCACAUUAGGCUAUCUUGCUCCGGAAUAUGCCGUCAGCGGGCAUUUGACCCGAAAAUCGGACGUUUAUAGCUUCGGCGUACUACUAUUAGAAAUUGUCAGCGGGCGGCCGGUGGUUGAUUUUGACCUUGACUAUAGGGAACAGUAUCUAGUUCAGAAGGCAUGGGAUGCCUACGAGGCCAAUGCCCUUGUAAAAUUGGUGGAUCCUACGCUUGAUAAGAACUUCCCGGAGACGGAAGCCGUCCGGUUCUUAAAGGUGGGUCUGCUUUGCGUGCAAGAAACGGCAAAGCUCCGGCCAGGAAUGCCGGCGGUCGUUGAAAUGUUGGUCAAUGACAGCGUCAAAGAUUCGAAAAUUUAUCCACCUGGGCUUGUUGCUGAUUUCACGAAUAUCAGAUUGCGGCCAACGCAUUCAUCGGCGGGGUCGAGUUCGUCUUUUGGGAUGUCCACGGUGAGUUCAGUCAACCUUGGCCGUUGAAAGCAAUUACUUCACGGGCAGGACAAGAUGGCAUGUUAGAACAUAUUUUGACCGCUAUCGAUCGUCCAGAUUGCAGUUACGUGUGAUGUACGUUAAAAGGAGACCAGUCUUGUAAUUCCAUUGCACAUUCGCAAUGGGUGUGGUUACAGAUUGCAGAUGAAGAACUUGUACAAAAACUUUGUUCUUCAUCAUGUGAUCCUGUGCUUGAGUUGAUGUAAGUGAUUCCAUUGAAAUUUUUCUGUAAUAGUACGAGGUAGUCAUUCUUCAAAAUGAA
Corylus avellana is the source of this 1489-nucleotide messenger RNA. Its product is annotated as putative serine/threonine-protein kinase. Gene Ontology annotation, molecular function: ATP binding; protein kinase activity. The record is from RefSeq and is a predicted model, not a curated record. Gene Ontology annotation, biological process: protein phosphorylation. NCBI's taxonomy places the organism in Eukaryota, Viridiplantae, Streptophyta, Magnoliopsida, Fagales, Betulaceae.